AUGAAUGAUUCCCAAAUCUGUGAGGCUGGGUCCUCGCGAAUGAGAAUUUCUUGGCGUCUCUACCUCGUUGUUGAUUUCGUUUUUUCGUUGGGUUUUAUUUGUCUGUCGAUUUUGGUCGCUCGUUUGAUUGUCUUUCUUUCUGUCUUUCCUUCUUGCUUAUUCCGGAUUUGUAUGUCACUUUCUUUCUGCUUGUUCAUUCUAUAUCUUUAUGUCUCUCUUUUUUCUUUUUUUUUCUUUUCUUUUUGUCUUUCUGUUCUUUUUUUUUUUUGUCUUUCUUUCUUUCCGUUUUUUGUCUUUUUCUUUUUUUCCGUUGUUUGUCUUUCUUUUCUUUUUUUCUUUCUUUUUUCUUUUGUUUUUUCCUUCUUUUUCUUUUUCUUUCUUUCUUUCUUUCUUUUCUUUCUUUUUUUUAUAUCCUCAAUCGCCGGCCUUCUUUCUAUCUUUUUCUUUCUUUCUUUUCUUUUCUUUCUUUCUUUCUUUCUUUUCUUUUUUUUUUUAUAUUUUUAUAUCCUCAAUCGCUUUUCUUCCUUUCUUUCUUUCUUUCUUUUUUCUUUCUUUUGUUUUAUAUCUUUCGCUGACCUUUCUUUCUUUUUUUUUUUCCUCAUAUCCUCAAUCGCCGGCCUUCUUUCUUUUCUUUCUUUUUUUCUUUUCUUUCUUUCUUUUUUUUAUAUCUUUCUUUCUUUCUGUUUUUAUAUCCUCAAUCGCCGGCCUUCUUUCUUUCUUUCUUUCUUUCUUUCUUUCUUUCUUUCUUUCUUUCUUUCUUCAGUUCAUUCUGUAUUUUAUGUCCUUUUCUUUUUCUUUCUUUCUUUCUUUCUUUCUUUCUUUCUUUCUUUCGUUUUCCAUUGA
This is a messenger RNA of Acanthosepion pharaonis, 843 nucleotides long. The record is from the annotation of a GenBank genome assembly. Lineage: Eukaryota; Metazoa; Mollusca; Cephalopoda; Sepiida; Sepiidae.